UGACUGUAGACCGGUGCAGUGAACGGACGUGUUCAUCUUGAAAUCCGACUGGGCUGUCACGACCGCGUGAAUUUGUGUUAUUAUAUCAACGGGUCCAUUUGCUUUGUUGCCAUUUGUGCGGAUCCAAUUUUUAAAAUAAAAAGGGAAAUUUGCAGCGGUGUAAUUGUAUAUGGGGGACACAAGUUGUGUGCGUGUGAUGUUGCGGCGGCGGUGGGUUUGAAUGUCGUGAAAUUAGAAACCCCCAGGAGGCGAUCAAAUGUGCUGGACUCGAAUCCGACCGUCUCGUUGUCAUCACCGGGGUGAAUCAACCGAGUGAAACAUUUUCCCAAAAAUUUAAUCAAAAAGAAAAUUUUGAAAAAGCCACUCGACCGAUUAGAGGAAAUCAUGUUGAGCGUGAAGCUCUUGCUGCUGAUGGCAGCCACGCUAAUUCGAGCCACUUGGUCCCAGCACAAUGCCGGUCUUUUGGAUGGCGAGCCGAUCCAUCACGACCUGCUGAAAGCCAUUGAAGUUCCUCUGCGAGACGAAGAACACAUCACGUUCGGGACUGGUGUAGAUGGAUUCCCGGCUUUCGUUCUCUUUCGUGGCCACGAUAUUAAAAUCCCCUACAAGGUUCUCCUGCCUGACAAGCUCUACUCUGACUUUUCCAUUCUCGUUACCAUCAAACCAGAUAACAAUGAAGGUGGUUAUCUCUUUGCCGUGGUUGACCCUCUGGAAACUCUGGUCCAGUUUGGUCUGCGAAUCGGCCCUGCUGCAGGCCCAGGCCAGAGUGAGCUCUCCCUCUACCACACCCACCCAGAAGACCGUUUUGUUUCCAAGGUGUUGGCCAAGUUUCUGGUGCCCAAUUUCGCCAAAAAGUGGACUCGAUUCGCCUUUCGUGUGCUGGACAGCGGCCUGGGCGUGCCCAACGUGACUCUCUUCUUCAACUGCAUCGAGUACGGCAGUCUACUCAUCACGAGCGUUGCAUGGAAAGAGCAGCUGACCUUUGACACGGCCUCGACUCUUUAUAUAGGCCAAGCCGGAGGCCUGCUCCAACCACCCGGAGAGUUUGUGGGCACCAUCCAGGAGCUGAAGCUGACCAACGAGCCCAGUUUGGCCAGCGUUCAAUGUGAAGACAUCCUUCCGUUUUCCGGAGAUGGUUCCGGCGAUUUUGUUGAUAUCGACGACGAUUCCUUGGUGGACUUGGAAUCGGAGGGAGAAGAGCCGGACGCUGGAUCGGGUGGUGUUGGCUUGUCAUCCAUCGACAAGAAACCGCCGUCGUCGACGGCCGGAGUUGUCGAUCCAUCGCAACUCCUCCCGCCCUGUUCGCCACCUCUCCUGCCUCCACCUCCGCCAGUCUCAUCCGACGCCGUCGGAAUUGUCCGGGAAAUGCACGGAAUGCAGAACGGAUUCCGCUGCACCGAGAAGGGCGAGCCGGGCGAACGCGGAGAGAAAGGAGACAAGGGCUCAUCCAUCGACGGAGGCGGAGGCGUUUGCGGCUGCAACGAGAGUUCCAUCAUCGCCAAACUGGCCGAGCAAGUCAAACAGGGUCCGCCGGGCGUCGACGGCAAACCCGGCAUGACGGGCAUUCCGGGAGCUCAAGGUCAGAUGGGACCGACUGGACCUGAAGGCCCAGCUGGAGAGAAAGGAGAACGCGGAGAUAGCGGCCCAGUUGGCAAAGAAGGUCCUUCCGGACCCAAAGGCGAGCCUGGUCGUGAUGGACUCCCCGGCAUUCCCGGCAACCCUGGACAGCCUGGACCACCGGGUGUGGCUAGCGGACCACUGGUCCUCGAAGAUGGAUUUGGUUCGGGAUUCGGGGCUACUUUGGGCCGACCUGGAAGCCCUGGACCUAAAGGUGACGCCGGUGUCAAUGGCAAACCGGGACCGAGAGGCGAACGCGGUGAUCCUGGUCCUAAAGGCGAACGGGGCGGUAAAGGCGAAACUGGAAAUGACGGAGAGCGAGGCCAUCCGGGCAAGGACGGAACUCAUGGAACCAAAGGAGACGUUGGAGCGCCCGGUCUGGAUGGAAUGCCGGGAUUGCCCGGUGAGACGGGACGAUCCGGUUCGAAAGGUGAAGCCGGUGAAAGAGGAUUGCCUGGACCUCCAGGACCUGCUAGCGCAUUGCAACUGGACGAUUUCGAUACCGGAUCGGGUGGCGGACCCUUGCCAGGGUCUUCCAGGUGGCCCAAAGGCGAAAAAGGAAGUCCAGGCGACAAAGGAGAUCGAGGUGCCGAUGGAAAAACGGGCCACAUGGGUCCUAAAGGCGACGCUGGCGAGCCUGGAUUGCCAGGACCCAAAGGCGAUAUCGGCCCUGUGGGCCCAAUUGGUCCAGCUGGACCACCAGGACCUACUUCAGUCAUUCCCAGUCUUGGCGGAAUGAAAGGUGAUCAAGGAGACCGUGGCAAACGAGGCAAACCUGGUCCGCCAGGUCCACCUGGUCCUGCUGGACCUUCCGGAGACAUUGGUAUCCCCGGAUAUCAGGGUCGCAUCGGUCGUCCUGGUCCAGUUGGUCCACCUGGUUUACCGGGAGUUAAAGGAGAGCCAGGAUCCAUCAGUGGAUUCCUGGGAGGAUCGCAAGGACCUAAAGGCGAUAGCGGAGCUCCUGGACGACCAGGAACUCCUGGAACCAACGGCCGUGAUGGACUUCCUGGUCCUCCUGGCCUUCCAGGGCCUGCUUCCAGUUCUGCACCUUAUCACCAUCCUCAUCCUGGACCUCCAGGCCCACCUGGACCACCCGGACCUCCUGGACCCCCCAGCGGAUCAUCUUCCAAACCAGGAUCGUCUUCGUCGUCGCAAGGUGGUGAGGAGAGCCAGAAGGUGGUGGUGCCGGGAGCCAUCACCGUCACCAACAUGGAAGCUCUUUUCAAGAUUUCAGACAUCAGCCCCGUCGGAACCAUCGCCUAUCUCUACGAGGAGGAGAGUCUUCUAGUCCGCGUCCGCAAAGGCUGGCAGUACAUCUCGAUGGGAAAUUUCGUGCCGUUGCCGACGCCUACGACGACGACAAUUCCGCCGCCGACCACAUUGAAACCGUCGGCGCCCAGCGCUGCCGAGAAUCUGGUCCCCAGAAUCGCCGAAGGUCCCAGUGAUGAGGAAAUGUGGCAGGACGGACCUGUCAAACCAUCGUUGCGAUUGGUGGCGCUGAAUGAACCCCUUUCCGGAGACAUGGGCGGCAUCCAGCGCGUGGACUACGCCUGUUUCAGACAGGCCCGUCAAGCCGGACUCAGAGGAACGUUCCGAGCCUUUUUAGCCUCGCGUGUCCAGAAUCUCGACACGAUCGUCCGCUCGUCCGACCGUGAAUUUCCAGUCGUCAACCUGAGGGGUGAGGUGUUGUUCCGGACGUGGAACGAUCUGUUCCGCGGCGGGCGGGCCAGCGAAUUUGCCUCUGCUGCCCGUCAGCAGCGACACGACAUUUACAGUUUCAACAACCGCAACAUCUUCAACGACAUUGUCUGGCCGCAGAAGGUGGUCUGGCACGGAGCCGGGCCCAGCGGCGAACGCCAACUCGACUCGUACUGCGACGCCUGGACGUCCAGCGACGCCAAGACGCUCGGAGUUGCCGCCUCUCUCAUCGCUUCCUCUCCUUCCUCCCACCAACAGCAGCAGCAGACGGGCGGCAGUGGCGGUGGCAAAUUGUUGGCCCAGGACAAGUUUUCGUGUCAGAACCGAUUCGUCGUCCUGUGCAUCGAAGCCACCAGCCAAGGGGUGGCCACCGGUGGCAGUGGGCGGGUGAAGCGGACGGCCGAGCACAUCAUCUCGGAGGAUCACUACCAAGCCCACCUUCAGUCGCUCUUUUAACUUGUUCAUUUGUCGUGAUCCAGAAAUCUCUCGCACGCAAAUUUUUGAUUUCAUUUGAAAAUGAUUUGCAAAAAAUGACCCACGAGUCGACCAAAGACCCGAAGGCACUUCUUCGUCUCUGCAUUUCCUUUUUUUUUAAAUGUUUUCUAAACUUGUGCAGCUUUUUUGGCGGGGAAUAAAAAACAAUCCGACGACAAUCGACCCAAAAUGUCGUCGUUGGCAAUUUCUAUAUUUUUGAAUUUUUACCCCUUCCUUGUUUUUCUCUCGCCCCCCCCCCCCCCCCCCCGAGGAAUGAUGAGAUUGUCUGUCUGUGUGUUGCAUCAGUCACAAAAUGUGUUCUGCGUCCAAAGUAUUUGAUAUAACACAAGAAAACAAAAGAAAAAAACAAAACAAAACAAUUGUACGGUUCUCCUCUUUUACAAAUUUGAAUUAUUUGGACAUUUUGUCAAUCAUCUCUCGACAUAUCUAUCGCGCUUCAGUCUCUGGCUUGUGUUAAACCCUUGAUUUUAUUCUUUUUGCUACCGUUUCAAUUGUGUUAUUUUCGCUAUGAUCUUUGAUUUGAUUUUGAUUUUUUUUUUAAUUUCAAAGACGAAAAUGGGGAAAAUGUUUCUGGUUUUCGAUUCCAAUGUGAGCGAGAGAGAGCGAAACUGUUUGGCUUUUUGGGAGAUUGAAGAGGAAGAAAAAAAUAACAGAAAAAUGAGUGUAGUCAAAAGAUCCCUCGUUUCGUGUGUUGUGUGUGUUUUAAUUUAUCCCGAGAUGCGGCGAAAAAUGGCGAUGUGACUCGUGUAACUUGCGUUUUCGAAAAAAAGCACCACCCGCCUUCGUUAAAUUUGGUCGAUCCUGUCGCAGAGGAAAUGCGAAUGAUGAGAGAAAAAGAUUUUUUGGAGGUAAAAAUGAAUUUUUUUCUUUUCGUAAUCACUUGCGGCGGUUUUUAUUUUUUGGCAACGGAGGAAUGGAACCUAUUGUUACAUGUGAAUUGUCAUUUGGAAAGAAAACAAUUGGUCUUUCUUUUUUUAUUAUUAUCAUUUCAUUGUUUCUUUUUGUGUGUUUUCCUUUCUCAUUAUAUUAUAAUUAUCUUUCUCUUUUUUUUCCUUGCUGAAAUCUGUACAUUUCUACAUGGGAACUUUACAUGUCUUGCCAAAGGCAACACGCCCAUUAUUAUUAUUAUUAUCACUUUUUGUGUUCUUUGUAAUCAUAACCGGCCAGAGCUUGUUGAAAUACAUUUUGCUGAUUGUCA
Daphnia pulicaria is the source of this 5008-nucleotide messenger RNA. RefSeq names its product collagen alpha-1(XVIII) chain-like. Bases 385 to 3771 code for a protein of 1128 amino acids. The transcript has 21 exons. Lineage: Eukaryota; Metazoa; Arthropoda; Branchiopoda; Diplostraca; Daphniidae. The record is from RefSeq and is a predicted model, not a curated record.